AUGACUCAGUUUAUUGUAUGGGAAGUAAUUCCUUUGGGUGUCUGGAUACAACAGUUUAUUAAUGGCUGGAACUUUGUGUUGGCUAUCAAUGACAUGAAUCAUGUGUUCAGUGGGGGUUACAAUGAUUGCGGACAAUUGGGUAGACGUACGGAAGGAUUAGGUUUUGAAAUCAUAUCGGAAUUGAAUGACAAGAAUAUGACACAAAUAUGUUGUGGUAGUCAUCACUCCCUGGCCCUCACCACCAAUGGACAGGUGUAUGCGUGGGGUUAUAAUGGCUGGGGACAAAUUGGGAAUAAUACAGAUAUUUCAUCAUGGACACCAGUAUUGUUGGAAUUUGAGAACAAUUAUAAAAUCAAAAUACCAAAAGUGGGAAACAAUUUAUUUGAAAGCCAUUACCAAAACCUUUUCGAGGAGUUGUCGGCAAUAGGAUCGGGAGAAUUUAGCGAUGAAUAUAUGAAACAAAUUUUGAUGGAAGUGAAGAAUUUAAGAAAACUUAAUCCAGAUUUUGUGGUCCAAUAUAUCACUUCAUGGUCUGAAAGCAAACACCUCUACAUUCAGAUGGAGUUCUGUUCACAGAAUUUACGGAAUAUUCUCGAAAUUAAACCAAAAGUAUUUGACAGACAAUCGGGAGAUCCCAUGAAUUGUGUCGAGUAUUUCAUUUCGUGUGAAAUAUUCCGUCAGAUCUUAGAAAGUGUUCAGUAUUUGCAUGAAUUGAAUCCAAAGAUCAUUCACAGAGACCUCAAACCCGACAAUAUAUUGAUAGAUGUCAACGGCAGGAACGGCAGGUUUAUUAAGUUAUGUGACUUUGGUUUGGCUACAGAUCACGACAAAGACAUUAAUUAUAAAACUUACAAAAAGCACACCUCAGGGGUGGGAACCAUGAGAUAUAUGGCACCCGAAGUACUUCAGGGCUAUAAAUAUAACCACAAAUCGGAUGUCUAUUGUCUCGCAAUAAUUGGUUCAGAAGUAUUGGAUUUCGACUUAUUUUUGAUUGACUUAAAUGAUUUACAACACUAUUCACAAAGGGAUGACAUACUGAACGCACCGGUAGUUAAAUUGAAGCGAAUUCUGGUGUCAAUGGCUUCGACCCCAACAUUCAGUCAACGGCCCGACUGUUCACAAUUGAUGUCUUUGUCGGAAAGGUUGGGCACAAAAAGGGUUGAUACUGGCAUUAAUUGGCGUACAAGUACUAAAUAUAAUAAAGGGGGUAUCGGAAUAAGGGAAAACGUACAAUUGUAG
This is a messenger RNA of Oppiella nova, 1239 nucleotides long. NCBI's taxonomy places the organism in Eukaryota, Metazoa, Arthropoda, Arachnida, Sarcoptiformes, Oppiidae. The record is from the annotation of a GenBank genome assembly.